Passer domesticus (house sparrow) is the source of this 371-nucleotide messenger RNA. RefSeq names its product maestro heat-like repeat-containing protein family member 7. Gene Ontology annotation, cellular component: cytoplasm. The transcript has 4 exons. Bases 9 to 371 code for a protein of 120 amino acids. NCBI's taxonomy places the organism in Eukaryota, Metazoa, Chordata, Aves, Passeriformes, Passeridae. The record is from RefSeq and is a predicted model, not a curated record.
UGGUGGCAAUGGAACGCAAGGGUGCCUGGGACACGCUGCUCUGUGCUGACACCCACCACUAUGCUGUGGGUCUGCUGGCCAGGGAGAUGUCCUGUGUCUCCAUACCCUCCUGUUCCCAGAUCUUUCGCUACCUGCUCCGGCUGCUGAGCACACAGGAGCCACGCUGGGAUCUGCCUGCCCUGGCGUUCCUUGUGGAGGUCCUCGAGUGCCUGGACUUGAGGGAAUGCAGCGACAGUGUUCUGGAGAUCAUGACAAAGAACCUGCGGAGCAAGGACGGGGAGAGGCGUCACUUGGCACUCCGAGGCCUCGUGGUGCUGGGCAAGAAUCCCUUGAUGCUGCCCGAGUGCUUCGGGACGGGCUUUGGCCUCUAG